Coregonus sp. 'balchen' is the source of this 2107-nucleotide messenger RNA. The record is from the annotation of a GenBank genome assembly. NCBI's taxonomy places the organism in Eukaryota, Metazoa, Chordata, Actinopteri, Salmoniformes, Salmonidae.
AUGCUACAGAACAUGUCAGGGGUGAGCAGUGGGCAUACCAGGAGGCGAGAGGAGUUUAAGGUUGUGAUAGUAGGUGAUGGUGGAUGUGGGAAAACCUCCCUACUCCGGGUUUGCACUAAAGGAGACUUUCCAGAGGUAAGACAACUGACAAAGCCAGCUCAUCAGCUGGCUGCUUCUCUUCUCUAUUUACACUUACAUUUCAGGGAAAAGGGUACCUAUUUACAUUAUUUAUUCAGCACUAUUAUUAUUCUGCAUGUAGACAUUAUAGUGAGGACUGUAAGUGACAACACAAUUUAUAUUUGCACACAAGAUGACAAAAAUAGCAAAGUUAACUUAAACCUUUUUAGCUACCAUCUUUGAAAUAACAUUGAAAAAAUACAGGACUUGAAAGAGAACUCAAUGUCUUUCAGAAAUAUGUUCCAUCUGUGUUUGAAAAAUGUGUCGCCAACGUGAGGUACAGAGGCGCUGAGUUUCGCCUGAACAUCUACGAUACUGCAGGUAAGGUCUUACAUAUCCAUGCUUUUGAAAGCACCAGUGCACUAACACCUGGCUAAACAGGUAUCUUGAGUCUUUAGUGGGCAUGUUGUGCUCAUAAUAGUCAAAUAUACAGUAUCUUAGAAAUGCAAUAACAGACACCCUCUGGUUGUUAAAGAAUCAUAAUAAUGUACUGUACUAUAAGUGAAAUUCAGGAGAGAGUCAUAGUAGAUUUUAAUGAAAGAUAAAGGAAUAACAGAUAAGGCUGCCAUUUGAUUUAAGCAGCCAACUAGUCUUAAGAGUUAUUUUAUUUUGCUGUGCAAUUUUCAAGACAUUAAUAAUGCACAUCCAUCUAUUUCUGUGUAUUUCAGGUCAAGAGGACUAUGACCGAUUACGGCCUCUGUCCUAUCAGAGUGCCAACAUGGUAUUGAUCUGCUAUGAUGUCACUUGCCCCUCAAGUUAUGACAAUUUGCUAAUAAAGGUACUGCACUCUUCUCUUCAUACUUUACUGCUCCUUUUUCUGUUUGUCCACAGAAUGAGGAAGAAACAUGAACAUACAAUGCUAUAAUUUUCAUGACAUCUACAACAUAAUUAAUGUCCCUGAAAAUAGGUGACAAUGUCAGCUGACUAUCAGAAAGACAUUUGAAUACUUGCUCAAGCAAGCAUUUAUCAGGUUCAUGGUAAAUUCGUUUUGCACAGUAGAUGCAGUCACUCUCACAGGAAUUAUUCUAUGGGCCAUACAAAGAUCCCACUGACUAUAAAUGUAUUUUCACUGCAUGACGUAGGAUGUUUAGAAUAUCUAACUCUGUUUAGCAUAUCGUUCAGUGGUUCCCAGAGGUGCAUCACUUCUGCCAUGGCGUGCCCAUUAUUCUGGUAGGAUGCAAAACAGACCUGCGGAAAGACAAGGUCUUGGCAAAGAAACUGUGGUCUUCAGGCCAGAACCCCAUCACAUACAUUCAGGUAGAGAUUUCAUACAUAGCCUUAUGUAUAACUUAUCGACAUUGAAUGUACUGUCUAUCUGCUGUGCAACUUACAUGAUAAUAUGUAAUUCGUUUUGGGUUUAUUGAAAAUGCAAUACAAGUGGUUAAAUUAGGGUGGUUUGUUGGGAAAGGGAGACUUUGAUCAGAAGUGUUUGAUCAAAAACACCUUCAAAAGAUCAAUAGCAGUGAUGAGAUUAUGUUAAUGACAGUAAUGACAAUGCAAAUCCCCACUCACCCCAAAUCUGUGAGUGAUAAUCAAAAUUCUGAAUCGCCCUUUCACAUGGACUAAAUGUAUUUAUCUGCCAUUUUCUUUUUGGCUAGUUCGUGUCAGGCAGGGAACCUUUGUCAUGCAAUAUUUUCCAUUUGCAGUCAGACUGAAAACUCUCAACAGGAAGUUACCUCAGAAUAGUCUACUGAGGUAAUGUUUUGUUGGCCUCUCUCAAUUAGAAUCACAACAACUUUUUUUUUUUUUUUAUUCAUCUGAGCAGGGUGAAGAGACCAAAAUGAAGAUCAACGCUGAGCUCUACUUGGAGUGUUCAGCCAAAUACAAGGAGAAUGUAGAGGACAUAUUCAAAGAGGCUACAAAACGAGCCAUUGCAGCAACAAGGAAGUCCAGAAAGGCAAAUUGGAAACGAUUCUGUGCCCUUCUGUGA